UCUCUCUGCCCCGAUCCAGACGACCACCUCUCUGCCCCGAUCCAGACGACCACCUCUCUGCCCCGAUCCUCCUGACCACCCACCGCCGACCUGGCUCUGGCGAGCCACCCGCCGCCGGCCCCUGGCUUUGGCGCCACCCACGGACGCCUCGACACGCCACCCGACACCGCCUCCUGCCUCCUGCGCUCUACCCCCGCUGCCCCCACAACCUCGACGCGCCACCCUCCUCCGUCCCCGCGGCCUCGACGCCCCACCCUCUCCCGCCACCACGGUCUCGACGCGCUACCAGCCGCAGACCCCCUGGAUCCGGCUGCGCGCCACCGUUGACGCCCCCAAGUCCCCCACGGCCCAGACGCGCAAAUACCCCACGGCUCCUCGGACCAGAAGCACCUCCUGCAGCGAUCCCCUUAGCCUCGCUGUCGCUCCCACCCAGACCCGGAUGCAUCUCCUGCAGUCGUCCCCUCCCCCUGGCCCCGACGAGCCUCCUGCCGCCCCUCAUCCCCGACACGCCUCCAGCGGUCGGACCUCCAGAAGCAGAGCAGACCCCAUGCUCCUGCAGGUCAACUGGGACUCCCACGGACGGUCAAUCUCCACUGGCGCCCUUGCAUCGUCUCUUGCAUCGCAAAAAGUCCUUCUCCCCCUUUAAACUGCCAGCGAUGGCAGCGGUGUCCGGGUUCAGUCUUGCUCGCCUCCUGACCAACCACCGCCUCCCCAUCCCUCCGGGCGACCUGCAGCUGGGGGAGGUCUCGAACUACAGCUGGAGGAGGUCUCAACCUGCAGUGAUUUGCACAAACACUUCACCUGGAAGUAUUGACUUGCAGCUUAUCGCGUCUGCCGCUGCCGCCAAGGUCCACAUACAGUCGAUGCUGCGGCAACCACCCCCGCCACUGUCUGUUGCCGAUGCGUGCAACCACGUUCAGCCGCCCACUGGACUAAAUGAAUUUCAGAUGAAAAACUUUUAA
Messenger RNA from Triticum dicoccoides, 962 nucleotides. RefSeq lists its product as uncharacterized. The coding region runs from base 657 to 962 and encodes 101 amino acids. The transcript is spliced from 2 exons. Lineage: Eukaryota; Viridiplantae; Streptophyta; Magnoliopsida; Poales; Poaceae. The record is from RefSeq and is a predicted model, not a curated record.